CCGAGUGGUGUCUCCAGUCAUAGAUGUGAUUGACUGGAAGAAUUUCCAGUAUUACCCCUCCAAGCACCUGCAGCGUGGGGUGUUGGACUGGAAGCUGGAUUUCCACUGGGAGCCUUUGCCGGAGCGAGAAAGGAAGAUCCUCCAGUCCCCCAUCAGCCCCAUUAGGAGCCCAGUGGUGCCCAGCGGGGUUGUGGCCAUCGACAGACAUUACUUCCAAAACACUGGAGCGUAUGACCCUCUCAUGUCCCUGCAGGGUGGCGAAAACCUCGAGCUGUCUCUCAAGGUCUGGCUCUGUGGUGGCUCCGUUGAAAUCCUCCCCUGCUCUCGGGUGGGGCACAUUUACCGGAAUCAGGAAACCCACUCCCCCCUUGAUCAGGAGGCCGCUCUGAGGAACAAGGUUCGCAUUGCUGAGACUUGGCUGGGCUCAUUCAAAGAAACCUUCUACAGGCACAGCCCAGAGGCCUUCUCCUUGAGCAAGGCCGAGAAGCCAGACUGCACAGAACGCCUGCAGCUGCAAAGGAGGCUGGGUUGUCGGAUGUUCCACUGGUUUCUGGCCAACAUCUACCCUGAGCUGUACCCAUCUGAGUGCAGGCCCAGGUUCUCUGGAAAGCUCCACAACAGUGGACUUGGCUUCUGUGUAGACUGCCAGGAGGAAGGGGACAUCCUGGGCUGCGUCAUGAUGCUAGCUCUUUGCAGCGACAGCCGGCCGCAACAGGGCAACAUCUCUCUGUAA
Molecule: messenger RNA, 733 nt
Organism: Leptonychotes weddellii (Weddell seal)
Lineage: Eukaryota; Metazoa; Chordata; Mammalia; Carnivora; Phocidae
Source: RefSeq, a predicted model, not a curated record